Messenger RNA from Striga asiatica, 849 nucleotides. The record is from the annotation of a GenBank genome assembly. Lineage: Eukaryota; Viridiplantae; Streptophyta; Magnoliopsida; Lamiales; Orobanchaceae.
AUGGUUCGAGGAAAACAGGCUAAAUCGAAAGAUGUUGCUAUAUCCGAUUCGGAUUUCCAACUUGAAGAGGAGGAGGAACCAUAUUCCAGUGAUGUGGUUGCGGAUGUAUCAAAUGACGAUAGUGACAUGGGCUCGGACAUCCCAACUCAUAUUGAUUUGAACGGUGUUGGCCACUGGGUACUGGGACGAUUAUCCAUUGGUGAGAGGAGGCUCGUUGUAUACAAUUCUUUGCGAUCAGAAGAGUUUGACAAGAUUGUCUACGACGGUGUUCGGUGCUAUUCUACUCUCAUUCCUAUUUUCCUCGGUAUGGUUCAUUUCUACUCCAAAAGGACCGACAUCAACAGUGUGGGAGAAGCAUUCGAUGGAAAAAGGGUGAAUGAUCCACUUGAUGUUAUUAUGGCUGAAAAUCUUCCCGAGCAGGAGCAAGGUGACUGCGGAAUAUUUGUUGCCUCAUUUGCCGAAUACUUCAUCACUAAGUUUGAUCUCCCGACCAACUAUCUUCCCGACACGGAGAGGAUGAGUUAUGUGGCUGCGGAUGUAUCAAAUGACGACAGUGACGUGGGCUCGGACAUCCCAAAGUUUGACGCAAAAAACCGUAAGCGUCGACGAGAUUUUUCGAAGGAGUACUGUUUGUCUUGUGGAACUCGUCGAAUGAUAACCAAACUCGGCCACGAACUCGCUGGACAACUCGUAAUCAAAAUAGCAGUCACUGGCACUCGUGGUAGCAAGAGGAGAAGAGGAUACUACUCCAGAUCGACGAAGACGUUCCAGCAAGGUGGCCGGGCAGGCGGGCGCCGGCAGGCCGCAGCCGCGCACAGGCGUGGCCAGCANUACAAAGUUGUUGGUUGA